Molecule: messenger RNA, 645 nt
Organism: Cavia porcellus (domestic guinea pig)
Lineage: Eukaryota; Metazoa; Chordata; Mammalia; Rodentia; Caviidae
Product: lipocalin-1-like
Exons: 6
Coding region: 1-645 (214 amino acids)
Source: RefSeq, a predicted model, not a curated record
AUGCAGCUGCUCCUGCUCACUGCAGGGCUGGGCCUGCUGUCCGUGAUGCAAGCUGAGAGCCCCCCUCUGACCCCUGCUCUUGCUAAUGAGCUUCUUGGGCACUGGUUUAUAAUCGGCUGGGCAGGAAACAUGCCCAUUCCCGCAAAGAAGAAGGCCAGCCCGCUGCCGCCCUUCUGGUUCGCCAGGAACAACCUGAAUAAGCUGGAGUUCAGGAUGAACAUCAAGAAGCCCAUUGGAUGUGUUCAGUUCAAGCUGCCCCUAGAUGAAGUCAGCGGAACCCCUGGACACUACCAGGCCUGGUCAGGACAUUUGGUGAUCAUCAGUUUCCUGCCAAAGAGAAAGAGCCAUGCCAUUGCCUACUACGAGGGCAAGGUGGUGCAGACCAGAUACAAGAUGUCAAUGCUGAUGGCCCUCAAGGAAGCUCAAGGCCCACAGAGCCUACAACUCCUGCUGGAGGGCUUGGAAUACAAUGGGAAGCGUAGGAAAGCCUCCCCUGCAUAUAAUGCCCAUAUGGCCAUGGCCAGCCUUCAGCAGGAUCUGGACGUGAAGAGCGUGCUGCCUCUGAGGACUGGCCCAGGGUCAGAUUUUCAGAUCGGGUCCCCGCAGGGAGAGGCUGAGGCCAGAGAGGGCUACACGGGGCCCUGA